Molecule: messenger RNA, 1465 nt
Organism: Pollicipes pollicipes
Lineage: Eukaryota; Metazoa; Arthropoda; Thecostraca; Pollicipedomorpha; Pollicipedidae
Product: E3 ubiquitin-protein ligase TRIP12
Exons: 11
Coding region: 56-1465 (469 amino acids)
Biological process (GO): DNA damage response; protein polyubiquitination; proteasome-mediated ubiquitin-dependent protein catabolic process
Cellular component (GO): nuclear speck
Molecular function (GO): ubiquitin protein ligase activity
Source: RefSeq, a predicted model, not a curated record
GGCGCGCGGCGUACCGCCGCACUUGUUCGGCCAACUGGGCCCGCGCGUGCAGCACAUGCUCAGCAAUGCCCCGGACGGCCGCGGCUGCAAGAUCCAGCAGCUGCUUCAAGGCCUGCAGGCGUCAGGCGAUGAGAACCAACAGCUUCAGGCAGUGAUAGAGCUGGGCCAGCUGCUAGUGAUGGGCAACGAAGACACACUGGCCACCUUCCCAGUCAGCAAAGUCAUACCGCCGCUGAUUAGACUCAUACAGAUGGAUCACAACUUCGAUGUGAUGAACCAAGCAUGCCGCACGCUGACGUACCUGCUGGAGACGCUGCCGCACAGCUCGGCGACGGCGGUGGCGGCGCUACCGGCGCUGCUGCGCAAGCUACAGCGGAUCUCCUGCAUGGACGUGGCAGAGCAGGCACUGGUGGCCCUCGACCUCAUCAGUCGCCGGCACAGCAACGGAGUGCUGCAGGCGGGUGGCGUCGCCUCCUGCCUGGCCUUCAUCGACUUCUUCUCGGUGGCGGCGCAGCGGUCGGCGCUAUCCGUGACAGCCAACUGCUGCCUCUCGCUGACGCCGGCCGAGUUCCACCGCAUCAGCGACCACCUGGCACCGCUGGCCAGGCGGCUCGCUCACGAGGACCAGAAAGUUGCUGAGGCCGCCUGCCUGGUGUUCUGUCGGCUCGCCGAGACCUUCAAGACGGACCCGCUCAAAGUACAGGCGAUCGCCGACAGCGGAGCGCUCAUCAACGUCCAGCAGCUGCUGGUGGCGUCCCCGGCCGUGAUCGGCAGCUCCACCUUCUGCGAGGUGGCGCGCAUGCUGCGCAUGCUCUGCAGCCACUGCCCGGACAUCGCCGUCCGCCUGCUCUCCGAGAACAUGGCCGAGACGCUGCGUACGCUCCUAUCCGGAGACACGGAGCAGAUGGCGCAGCAGUCGCGGAACUCGGAGGAGGUGUACGCGCUGGUCUGCCUGCUGGCUGAGAUGCUGCCGGCGCUGCCGGCGGCUGGACUGUUCGACGUCGAUCAGUGGCUCAGCAGGGUUCCGCCGCGACCGACCAGCUCUCACGACCGGGACAGCGUUGUAUGGCAGUGGCAGGACGAUGAGGGAAGUUGGCACAACUUCUCUGAGGCAGACAGUGCUGCGAUACAGGCGGCGGCCCGCUCAGACGGCAGUCGGGACCCGUCGCGGCCCGAGCUGGCCAACCUGCCAUCGCGCUCUCGGGCGGAAAUAAUCGAGAUGCAGGAGAUGUCGGUGCACCUGGCCGGCUUGCUGUCCUCGACGGAUGUGAAGAUGGUGGUGGCCGGAGUCCAACUGUCAGAGACCCUGAUGCAGAAGCUGCCAGACCUGUGCAGGGUGCACUACAAAAGAGAGGGGGUGGUGCACCACAUGACGUGUCUGGCGGCCGGGGACGACCCUCUGGAGGGAGUCGGCAGCAGGACCGCACGCCCGGCCCAGGUUGGCGAGACGUCCACCGACAUGUGA